AUGGAGGAUCUCACAGCAGAGGAGCUGGAACACAGGAUAGAGGACGUGAAACAAUGUGAAGAUAUCGUCAAACUAAAGGAACAACACAUAGCAUUAUUACAGGAGCUUCUCACACUCCAAGAGGAAAAACACAAACUGGCAAAUGAAGAGGAACGCAAGGGAAAAGCUUUAGACCAACAACUGUAUGAAACAAACAGACAACUCAAGGAAAGCUGUGGAAGUCUGUCUCCUCUUCAGGUUUUAAGAACUUCUGAGACUGAGGAAGAGCUUCAGCCUCAAAGUGAAAAGACUGAACAUACAGGGAGCAACAUACGUGAAAGACAAUCAGCUUCGGCCUCAGGGACAGAGCGAGUGGACGUCCCAACAGAUGAAAGUCCAGGAUCUGAGGAGCAACAUGAGCCAAGUGAGUCCAGCAUCAGUGAGCAUCAGUCCAGAACGGUCAUGUUUAAGGAACUGAAACAGCAGCUCCGGGCCGCGACGGGCGCCAAUGAACUGCUGUGCCAACAGUUACUAGAACUGGAAAGAGCCCACGACGAGAUCAAGGAGCUGAAUGAAGCCUACAAGAGCAAAGUGGGGUUUUAUGAGCUGAGGUACAGAGGCGAGAGGCAGAAGCCGAGGGAAGACCCGCCCCAGCUCGAGCCAAGGCGGCGGGGACGUUUCUCCUGGCUAUUUGGAGGCCGCAAUCAGGGCAUUUGA
Knipowitschia caucasica is the source of this 696-nucleotide messenger RNA. NCBI's taxonomy places the organism in Eukaryota, Metazoa, Chordata, Actinopteri, Gobiiformes, Gobiidae. The record is from the annotation of a GenBank genome assembly.